Molecule: messenger RNA, 1094 nt
Organism: Plasmodium cynomolgi strain B
Lineage: Eukaryota; Apicomplexa; Aconoidasida; Haemosporida; Plasmodiidae
Exons: 2
Coding region: 201-1094 (297 amino acids)
Source: RefSeq, a predicted model, not a curated record
ACUUCGGCUUGUAUCAUUGUAUAACAAAUUUAUAACCCUAAACAUAAAGUUUCUAUGAUUUGUUUUAAGCAAAUAAUUCCAGUGAGAUAUUAUUAAGAGUAUUUCUUCUUUUCCGAGUACGAGUAAAAAUUUAAUAUCAUUUUUAUUUAUAUAAAUAAAUUUAGCACUAGUUUAUUUUCAUUUUAGUUACUUUCAAUUUGAUGAGUAAAAAGUUUAAAACAAUUGGUAUUGCUGAAAAACAAUUGAAAUUUAAAAGCAAAAGCGGAAACUUAAUUACCAAAAAUUCAGACAACAUGAAGAAAUAUACGGCUAGUAAUAGGACGAAAAUAAUGCUCCUUUGCGUCGAACUUUUUCUAUUUAUUUCUUUCAUUUCUGUGUUACAAAAUUUUAAUAAUGGCAUGCAUUAUAACCCUAGAAACUGUCAACAAAAUGAGAAAACCAGGAACGACUUUAUAACGAGCAGACAAUUAUCUCUUCUUCACACUCAUAACCAUGGACAUGGCAUUCAUAGUCAUGGUAUUCAUAGUCAUGGCAUUCAUAGUCAUGGCCUUCACACUCAUGGCGCUCACAACCACGUUACCGAAACCGUUGUGGAAAGUUGUGGAUCAAGAGAUCCCUUUUCCAUUAAUAAAUAUAAACGUGAUCCAUCAUACGAUUUCCCAUUUGACCGAUGUAGCAGCAGAUUGAAUAGAACACAUCAUCACACCGGCAUAAUUCCCAAUACUGCUUGUACAACAACUGUACGUACGACGAAUACCAGCUGUGUUAAUAACUUACCAUAUUCCCCCAUAACUCCUCCUUGCACAACUCAGAUUGUUAAUUCCCAUGCACACCAUAUUGCACCACCUAUAUGUGAACCAGGGUACCCGAUGGUACAGGCAGUAAUUGAUGAUACUAUUCACAGUGCCUUAGCCCAUACUACUAUGCCCUGUUCACCAUAUACCGGCUUCAUGGGAUUCAGGACGAGAUAUAUAACCCCAAUGGUAACGACGUUUAUGGGGUUACCAAUUUAUGCUAGAGGAUUAAUAUCACUUGUUUUACUCGCGUUACCAAUAAUUAUUGCUGUACUUUUUUUUACAUUAUUGGCAGGGUAA